Molecule: messenger RNA, 2058 nt
Organism: Suillus bovinus
Lineage: Eukaryota; Fungi; Basidiomycota; Agaricomycetes; Boletales; Suillaceae
Product: cyclin-domain-containing protein
Exons: 2
Coding region: 97-1593 (498 amino acids)
Biological process (GO): regulation of cyclin-dependent protein serine/threonine kinase activity
Cellular component (GO): cyclin-dependent protein kinase holoenzyme complex; nucleus
Molecular function (GO): protein kinase binding; cyclin-dependent protein serine/threonine kinase regulator activity
Source: RefSeq, a predicted model, not a curated record
AUCUAUUCCCACGGUGUAGAAGAAGAUUGUUUACAUUUUGUGAUUACUGAGCGCUGAACUUAGCUAGGUCCUCUUCACCGUUCAACAUCUUCAAUUAUGCUCGCUCUCGCUCAUCCGACAGAAGCUAGAACUAUCGAUAGAACUGGUGUCGACAGAAAUCUCUCAAGUUUACCUAGAACUACUUCAUCUUCAUCCACCGGUCGACCAAGUUCUAGCAGAGUUUCACAUUGGAAACCGCCAGCAUCGACAGCUCCCGCUGUAUUCCAGUCAUCUUCAUCCUACUGCCCACCAGUACCACGGAGAUCGACUUCUGCAUCUUCAGUUGUAACAAAAGACUCUUCUCCAAUUCGGCAUAACGCCGUACAGUCAUCUCAGGCAGCAUCCGAAUCGUCAACAGCCACAAGCAGAGCCCCUCCCCCUGAUAACCCUCCAAGAGCUGGUUCUCCAAUUCCUCCACCCCAAAUACAUGUACCAACCUCUGCUUCAUCUUUUGACGUUCACAGCUACCCCUCGACCGAUUUGCUUCGUCUCCUCGCUUCACUUCUCACCCAGAUUGCAUCCACCAACGAUGCAAUCUCUGGUUCAGACCCAGCAUCCCAUACUUUGGCAACUCUGUCACAUAACAAUAUAUCAGAAGACGCAUCUCGUUCCCCUAUUUGGCGUUCCCUCACUUCCGCCUCCCGUUCCUCCCUAUCAAACCCUGCAUCCGCCCUCACUUUCCAUGCUCGCAACAUUCCGACUAUCGCACUUGAAUCAUACCUCUUACGAAUACUCAAAUAUUGUCCAACUACAAACGAGGUGUUCUUAGCCCUCCUCGUGUAUUUUGACCGCAUGUCUCGCCUCGCCUCCGAGGCUACGGGGCGCACGUUUGUAAUCGAUUCGUAUAACGUUCAUAGACUUGUCAUUGCUGGCGUCACAGUCGCCAGUAAAUUUUUCAGCGAUGUAUUUUACACUAAUUCGCGGUAUGCGAAGGUCGGAGGUCUCCCCCAAGCAGAGCUUAACCAACUUGAACUCCAGUUUUUACUUCUCAAUGACUUCAGGCUCGUCAUAUCGCCUGAGGAGAUGCAAAGAUAUGCAGAACAGCUUAUCCUCUUUUCGCAAUCACAACCACCAGAAUCCCCUUCCGUAUCCCGCCCCGCAACUCCGUCACGCUCACAGCAAUCAACGUUUCAGACACGUUCAUCACCUGCCACAGCAUCAGGCCCGGCACGGGCUAUGGGUGCUAUUGAUGUAUAUGGUGGUUCAGUGGCGCCCAAUCGGACGCCCAGUAUGCGUGCUGUACGCACGCAUGACGAUGACGCUGCGAGCAUCGUCAGCACAGAAAACGAUACAGAAUCUGAAACAGAGGGUGGCUACACGACGGACGAUGAGCCCACGAUUCGGCCAAACAACUCUUCAAGUUCAAUCUGUGGAGACGCCGAGGAAUACGAGAGCGCUGGCGAGUUCCGCGCUACCACCGUAGAGCAGGGCGACGAGUGUAGCCAGAACAGAGUGGAAGACAAAGAGAGAGAACGAGGCGAUAUUACGCCGGAAUUGAAGGCCCGGCGGCUUGUACGAGAAAUUAGCGAGGAUAUUGGGAUGGCGAGCCCUUAGACUGUUACCAAACGAUUACUCCUGCGACACCUCCUAACCUUUGCUCCCGGGUAUAUGUUCGACCAGCCCGUAAUACUUCUUCAUACCUUUCACAGUGCACGCCAAUCACCUACAUUCAAAUCACGACAUUGCAGUCAUAUCGUACAGUAGUGUCUAUACCUCGCCUUCAAUUCAUAUUUUGGCGGUGUAUAUUUAUUUAGCAUGUGUCCUUAUAGAUUCGAACGAUGGUAUCGUUGCUUGCUGGCUGGUACUUGGUGCCGAAACCUUCUUUCUUGAAACUUUACAAUUUUCAAAUAUUAUACCCUACUUAAAGCUUGCUCUGCGUGCGUGCUUUUCUUUGACAUCAGACACAGGAUCUGCAACUAUCGAACAGGAAAAUUUGAAAACACGAACGUUCGCAUCUGAGGCGUUUUUAUGGUCUCUAACAGGUUUUAAAAUAUACGAACAUGACACCUUACACAGGUC